AUGGACUGGACGUCCUCCAACAACGAUACCAAUGCUCUUACAGCCACAGACAAGACUCCGAUCGAGGAGCUUCCAUUUGAGCUACUACAACAUGUCUAUAGCUACAUUGGUCUCCCAUUACGAUGCAUCCAUCACUCGACAUAUGACAGAGUGAUUAUCAUGACGAAGACGACCUAUGGUCACGACAGGAUACUGAUUGUGGACCAUGAAGACCUUGCCAGGUCUCUGUCCUUGAGCAAGCUAUUGCAUGACAGGAUUGGCUCGUUGAUGCACAGGAAGGUUCCGCUGCAUUUUCAGGUCAACAUGGUCGUGAAGAGAAGCACAGAUGGCAUGGAGGCUGAAGUGGCACAUUCAUCACUUGCUGAUGUGAUCCCUCUAUCUACUCACAAGGUUGUGAGAAAUGGACGGUCUGAGAUUGAAGCUAUCAGCACCAUCCACUCUCGUGGAGUUUUCAUUCACAUCGAUUGCGAUGCGACAUCGUUCUCUUUGGAUCCUGUGGAACAGGAGGAUGAUCUUAUCAGCAACCUGGACGAGCCUUCUCAAUUCGACUGGAUCCACACCACUGGCUGUGAUGAUCUUGUUGAAGGAAACGAUUGGGCGGACGAGUUUGGAAACUACGAGUCCCUCGACUCCGCAUUCACCCUUGAUACUUUCACUGCCUCCGACACUCUAAGCACUGUUACAGAACAGAACGCCCAUCAGUGGAUGCCAUCCUGGGACAGCGAUGACGACCGUCAAGAAUCAAAGGGGCCGGGCUCGAACAACGAAGAAGAGAUCAAUCGCCAUAUCGUGUCUUCGUUUGACUUCGAGGGCUUGCGUCAGCGCCUCAUUCUAUGUCACAACACAGAAGACCUGGCGAUCAUUGUGAACACAAGAAUCGACGAGCACGGUCAUCAGGAGCAAGAAUUGCACACAGGUCGGACGAACAUCUUCCACGACGCAUUGAUCCAGAUUGUCGAGCAGAUGCCAAGAUUGAGACGGUAUGCUGUCCGCGUCAAUCGAUUCACGGCAUUCGGGUCCCGCCAGAGAGGCCAGGCAUGGACGGACACCGGGGUGGAGAGAGUCUCUCACCAAGGUGGAUACGAGGACGGGUACGGAACGCUCCUGGACGGUUUGCACGUCCGUUACGAACCAACGGGGAGGUCAGGCAACUGUGUCUGCGGCUGCGUCGGCGCACAGAAGACUGACGAGGAGAAGGAGUAUGCUGGUGGACCAGUCGCCUUUGACUUUUGGUGA
This is a messenger RNA of Cercospora beticola, 1236 nucleotides long. RefSeq lists its product as uncharacterized. Lineage: Eukaryota; Fungi; Ascomycota; Dothideomycetes; Mycosphaerellales; Mycosphaerellaceae. The record is from RefSeq and is a predicted model, not a curated record.